AUAACAUAUCGCAGUUUUACCUUUCGCUACAUGCUCAUACGUGCUCAUAUAACAUAUCGCAGCUUUACUCUUCGCUACAUGCUCAUCGUGCAGUACCUUGCUUAGCCUAGCAUUCUCCUACACGGUGCGCUGCUGAAGGCAGGCAAGUUAAGAUUCACAAAGUAAGAGAGAAGCCCGCGGCCUGAGUACAAGUGAGCUACUCCUGAUAGGAGCGAGGCUGCUACGAUGAAGACGUUGCUGUUAGUUUUGGGGGGUAUAUUGGUGAUGACAGAGACGCUAUCUGGGUCAAGAGCUCGCACGUGUCCAAGGGGUUACGUCGUGUGCGACGGGUACCUCGAGUGUGACGACUCGAUCGAUGAGUUACCGUGUGGCUUGACGGAGUCAAUCGGUUAUGAAUAUUACUACACCAGUACUGUGCAAGUUCCAGGGUCCCAAGAUAAAUCCCUCACCAUCUCAGCUAACGUGCGUUUUGAGGUUCAAAAAAAGAACAGAAUAAACAUGGUGGUCUUCGAUGCUCCGAAGAACGUUGGAGCGGAUGAAAACUGGAAGAAGACGUUUGUGAUGAUGCGCGGCGACGACGGCCGGUACGAUCACAUCAUUAGCGACCCAACGACUUCUCCUGUAGUCCUCAACAUCAAGAAAGCCAUGGCCUCUGUGUUUCAAGUAACAGAACCUAAGGGCAGAAACGAGUACAGCGUCGUGGAGACCGAUGUCAGUGGAACCUGUGCACAAGACUACCGCGUGGAGACUAGUGCCGAGCCAUUCCAUCAGUAUUUAGCUAACAGGAUGGAAACAGGUAUCCCGAAGACGAUCACGAAAACGAAUGACUACAGCGAGUGCUCGGAGAGGCCAGCACAGACGCGAAACUACCUAGAAACCGAGGACUGCUCACCUGAAAGAGGGAGUCGUAUCCCAAUGUCGAAGACGAUCACCAGCUGCCAAGUCUACCUUGACGCAAAGGGAAGUUUGACCAUAGCGCAGUGUAUCACUAAUGAGACACAUGCCGUCCCGCAAGCGCCCGAUCAAGGCGGUAACUUAAACGCCAUACAUGUCAGUAAGCGGUUGUCAUUCAGGAAGUUAGUUCUGUUGUCAACUAGGAUACGAGAGGGUUAUCUCCCAUCUCUCGAGAAUAUGGAGAAGUCUUCGCUACUGUUCAAAUUUGGCGAGAAGCGCUACGAAGGCAACAUGGAGAAGGUUGAGCAAAUUCUGCGUGAUCUGUCAUCCGAUUUCAUGCCCGGCAAAGAGGCCUACCAACUGCACAGCAUUGAGGCGCCAACCCUGUAUGUCAAGCUAAUUGGCAAACUCCGCGACCUUAACGCAGCAGAGUUUGACACCGUGUACACUCGUCACUUUGACGACCCAAAAUACAGACAGUGGCUAGAGGACGCGCUUCCUUUUAUCGGCACAGCACAAGCAGUGGAGCACUUCAGGAAAAGAUUAGAGGAUAAGUCUAUCGAGACCUCUUGUGCUAUAAGGCAUUUAAGCCGUCUGGGGUCCAUUAACCGCCGAACAGAGAGUGACUUCAUGGACAAUGUCAUGACGUUGUGCAGCUCGCCACGCGUGGCUUCUGAAUGGCAUCUCCAUACCAACUGCUGGCUCGCGUUUGGCUCGCUGGUGUACACUCACAGUAAGGAUGUGGGAAAGUGUCCCGACAAGUACUGCAAGGCUUUGAGAGACGAAUACAAGAAGUACAUCCACGAUGAGGUAUUCCAUGAGCGUGACCCGAAGCACAUGGAAAGCCUGGUGGUCGCCCUGAAGGCUAUAGGGAACUCAGGACGCGUCGAGAUGUUACCCGAAGUCUUGCAGGUCAUAAAGAACUGGGAAAGCCUUAAUCCACCAAUCAUAGAAGCCAUUGAGGCCCUUCGGCGUAUGACCAUUAGCGGGAAUCAACUAACGCAGGUACGGGCAGCUUUGCUGAACUACUUCGUCAACAUGGGAUUUUGUCCCGAGAUCCGGAUGGUCGCGUUUGUCGCUCUAAUGGACACCAGUCCUCCUCCUGCAAUCAUCAGCAGACUUGUCCAGGCUAUCCAAGACGAGAAAGUACCAAUAGUGAAGCAAUACGUCUUUACCACGUUGGACAAGGACAGCAAGUUUAACUGCAAGACGAGCGAGAGGAAGAAACAAGCCCAAUCAUUGUUGGGUCGACUUCUGUUUCACAAGAAAUCACGCUACCAGUCUUUUGUUUAUGGUUUAAACAUUGGAGAGCCAGAUAGUGUCUUCUCGGGCCUGGAAUACGACGAGACCCACACUCCGCUCAGCUCGCUGCCGCGACACAUUCGCAUGAAGAAUUUCUUUGGUUUCUUGGGGUACGUCGCUGAACAUAUGGAGCUGAAAAUUCGUCAAGACGAAGUGAUGCCCCUUUUUCGCGAUUUGAUUGGUCCAUACGGCACAUGGCUAGACAAAAAUUCAGUGAUGGAUAUCAUGCGACCAAAACGCAGCGCUGCGAAGGAUGGAUUCCCUGAUGUCUACCAUCGGAUGAAGGAAAAGCUCCGCCCAGAGGAAAGAAGAGGCAAACCAUUCAAGUUGACCAUGUCAGCAAAGCUUUUUGGCAGCGAAAUCGUCUACCUUUUGUUGAAUAACUCCAUGGACGCGAUCAAGAGCUUAGAAGAAGACGGCACUAUCAAGCUCGAUAAGGACUGGUUGGGUAACCAGCUCAAGGCGGGCAUGAACCUCAACAUGAACGCCACAGACGUGCUUGUAGACACCAUGAAACGUCUACCCACUACUGCAGGAUUACCGCUGACCUAUCAGUUGACCAAUGGCGGCGUUUUCCGGUACAAUGCCUACUUGCAGCUCACAACCAGUCCACUGCACAACCUCAUCCCAUGGGGGAGGGUAGCAGAGGAAACAGAAGGAACAUUCAGAGAGUGCUUUAGUGUUGUAAACAAUCAGAUGAUCAAGGCAUACGUCUCGGCCGGUGACACCAAAAUGGGAUUUAAGUUUAGCACUUACGGAGCUUUCCGCUGCCCGGUUCCGUUUGACGAGGUGAAGUUUGAAACAAAAGGACGUGAUGGCAAGUUCAUUCGCAAGGUUGUACUUGACGUGGAGAUGAACAAGCAAAACACUUCUUUUGCAAAGACAGGGUCAGAGUUCCACUUCUUCACUUAUGACAAAAAUGGAUAUUGGUCAAAAGAGAUGUCCAAGAAUCGUCCCCCACGUUUGCCGGGUCCGCUACCAGGUAUGGGGCCAGAGAUUGGGCAACGCCUUGGUCAAGAAGGCGAUGGGCUGGGUCGCCUUAUUGGCAUGUUUGGGGGACGAGGAAGCCCCAUGGGUGGCAAUCACCCUCACCCUCCUGGGGAACCAAUGGGAGGUCGAGGUGGUAGCAGUUCUGGGCCGAAUGGAGCCGAUAGAGGACCGGCACACAGCCGUAGAAGACAGAUUCACAAUGGAGGCAUACCGGGUACCAGUGGCAGUGGGCCGAGGACACAAGGAAUGGGUCCGCAAGAAGGAGUGCGGGACGCAUCUCCGGUUGUGUGUCGCGAGGCGUGGAAUGACUCCCUGGCGCUUUGCAUGGAUAAUAGCAAGAACACGCACAUGUGGUUCUACCCAGGUGGGCGUCCUGUGGAAAACAUCAAUCUGGAGUACAAAAACUCAACAGACGCAGACGAGCCAUACUGGGAAUACGAGCUCGAAAUUGAAGUUGAUGACGCUGGUCGCAAGCAUCUCGAUAAAUACGACAUCAAAAUUACGGUCCCACGACCUCCAUCGUCUCCUCCCCCCUCUGGGGCUCACCCAUCACGACCCUCUUCGCACAGAGAAGUCAUCUCCAUCGAAGCGAUGAGGACCCUGAAACCAAGAAGUAUUCUACCUGACGGGAGAACUCCCAAGAAUCCUGAGUGGACAGCGUGUGUUAAACUGGGAAUGAACCCUAAGGAGAGACAGCUGCAAGUGCAUGCUGGGAUGGGACAAAAAGAUUGCUCGGUGUACAGCGUCAACAUGAGCGUGGGGUACACAGAAAAGAACGCUGACCCUGGUAUAGAUAUCGCCAUCUCAUGGAACAGCCUUCCCGAUAACCUAGAGAUGAUGACAUGUCCUGCCAAACAAAUCAUGAAGCAAAUGGGCAAGGUCCCCGGUGGCGGGCAAGGAUGGGGGCAACCACCCCCUGGGGCAGGACAAGGAGGAGGACCACCACCCCCUGGGGCAGGACAAGGAGGAGGACCCCCACCCCCUGGAGCAGGACAAGGAUGGGGGCAACCACCCCCUGGGGCAGGACAAGGAGGAGGACCACCACCCCCUGGGGCAGGACAAGGAUGGGGUCAACCACCCCCUGGGGCAGGACAAGGAUGGGGUCAACCACCCCCUGGGGCAGGACAAGGAGGAGGACCACCACCCCCUGGGGCAGGACAAGGAGGACCCCCACCCCCUGGGGCAGGACAAGAAGGACCCCCACCCCCUGGGGCAGGACAAGGAGGAGGACCCCCACCCCCUGGGGCAGGACAAGGAUGGGGACUACCUCCCCCUGGGUCAGGGCUUCAUCUCUAUUGCUUUACUUCCUUCAAUCUCUCAUUGGUGAUGGCAAAUGGCACUAAGCUACAGGUGUUCGGUGUCCCGACGCCCGAGACAUUGGUCUUUGAGAAAGAGAUGCCGUUCUUCAAGCCGAUCCACAACAAGCUCAAGGGUUUUGUCAAAUAUGAAACAUGUAACGCAAUUAGAGCUACAGACGAGAUCACGACCUUCGACAAGAAGCAGUUCACUUACCGGCCUACCACUGGCUGCCCGCACGUCCUAGCUAAAGAUUGCUCCAAGAAAGAGCUCUUCACCGUAUUUAUGAACGUAACCGCUGAGAGCAAGAAGGAGCUGACCGUCGUCGUCAAAGAUCGUAAAGGCAUCGGACAUGUGUUUGUAAUCACACCAGAAAUGACAGUGAUGCAUGAUGGGAGUCCCUUGCAGAUGAAGCCUAUCCCGGGAGAAGCGUCUACAAGUGCACAUCACAUCCCCCGUCUCUGCAAGGUAACGAAGAGCGCAGAAGAGGUGGUGGUCACAUGUGACGCCGGGCUAACGGUCAUCACAAACGCAGAAGCUUUACAGGUCAAGGUCAGCCCAUGGUAUUUCCAUUACAUGUGCGGCAUGUGUGGCAACUUCGACUGGAGACCGACAGAUGAUAGCAGAGAUCCAGUCCAAAGAGUUCAGGAUCUGGACCACGCGUUCGCUGCCUCAUGGCUUGUCCCCGGCGAGAACUGCAAAUCAGGCUGCAAGGUGGUACAGCGGCCCUUAAAGGAAGUCAUUUCUGGAAAGUACUGUGUCGCAACCAAUGCCUUGCAAUGCGCGCCGGGUUGCCGAGCAACAAGGUCCACCAAUACAACACUGCCAUUCGCAUGCGUGGACCAAAGCAGUCCGCUGGUCGCAGAAACCGACAAGAACUUCAGAGAUGAAAAUUUCGGCGCCAUUUUGAAUGCCUUCAAAGACAAAGUAAAGUCAGCCAAGUAUUCCACUAUUGUUCACUAUGAUUGCAACUGUGACAAAUGCCCUUUGAAGUAAGGCCAACCUGCAGGAUUAGAUGUAGUUAUCGAUAGAUAGAUUAUCGUAUGAAAGUUUGGUAGCAUGCACAUAAACUUUGAUAAAUACGAUAACUAAUUAUUAUACCAUUUUAUUGACUCAAAUACAUUCAUCGCAAACGUCAA
This is a messenger RNA of Nematostella vectensis (starlet sea anemone), 5621 nucleotides long. Its product is annotated as vitellogenin. The transcript has 26 exons. NCBI's taxonomy places the organism in Eukaryota, Metazoa, Cnidaria, Anthozoa, Actiniaria, Edwardsiidae. Gene Ontology annotation, biological process: lipid transport. Gene Ontology annotation, molecular function: lipid carrier activity. Bases 226 to 5478 code for a protein of 1750 amino acids. The record is from RefSeq and is a predicted model, not a curated record.